ACGGAAUGUCGUUUUCAAUGAACAUUUUUUUUUUUUUCGAUUUUUCGUCUGUGUUCUGCCUUCUGGUUUAGUUUCACUGGCAAAGGCAAAGCAAAUUUGACCCCACUCUCUCCGCCGAUGACUUUGCGAACCUGAGAAGCGUCUUCUUCACAUAAUUCGCUUUGGUUUGGGGAUUGGCAACCCCUAUUCGCUUCUUCUGAUUCUCCAUCAGGUCAUGGCUGCCACAAAGAUAAUUGCAAUAUGUCAGUCAGGAGGCAAGUUUGAAGCUGGGAAAGAUGGUUGUUUGUUAUAUAAAGGUGGUGAUGCUCAUGCUAUUGAUAUUGAUAAUCAAAUGAAGUUUAAUGAGUUCAAGGUGGAAGUAGCAGAAAUGUUUAAUAUUAGAGCCGAUGCCAUGUCUAUCAAGUAUUUCCUUCCUGGAAACAAGAAGACUCUCAUUACAAUUUCUAAUGACAAGGAUCUACAACGAAUGGUUAAGUUUCAUGGAAAUUCUCCUACUGUUGAUAUCUACAUCCUUAUUGAAGAGCUGGCCAUCCUUGAUGUGUCAAACAUGCCUGCCAGUAGGUCAAGCAGAACAACCUUGUCUGAACCAGUUAAUACAUGUCUGCCUGAUGGUGAUCAUGAUACCAAUCAAAUUGAUACAAGUAUGGAUAUUGUUCAUGAAGUUUCACCCAUUGUCCCUCUUAUUUCCUCAAAUGAUGAGAAGUUUGCUAAAGGGGCACAGCAGUGGCAGAAUACUAUCACCGGUGUGGGUCAACGGUUCAGCAGCGUGCAUGAAUUUCGGGAAUCACUGCGUAAAUAUGCCAUUGCUCAUCAAUUUGCCUUUAGAUAUAAGAAAAAUGACAGUCAUCGUGUAACUGUUAAAUGCAAAGCAGAUGGCUGCCCUUGGAGAAUUCAUGCAUCUAGGUUGUCAACUACUCAGUUGAUAUGUAUCAAGAAAAUGAAUUCAACUCAUACUUGUGAUGGAGCUUUUGCAACAACAGGUCAUCAAGCUACUAGGAGUUGGGUGGCCAGUAUUAUAAAGGAGAAGUUGAAAGAUUUUCCUGAUUACAAGCCCAAGGACAUUGUCAAUGACAUCAAGCAGGAAUAUGGAAUUCAACUUAACUACUUUCAAGCAUGGCGUGGAAAAGAGAUUGCAAAGGAGCAGCUUCAGGGUUCCUAUAAAGAGGCAUAUAGUCAGUUACCUUUCUUCUGUGAAAAAUUAAUGGAGGCUAAUCCUGGAAGUCUUGCCAUGUGCACUACCAAGGAAGACUCAAGUUUUGAUCGUCUCUUCGUAUCAUUUCAUGCUUCAUUGCAUGGCUUCCAACAAGGUUGCCGACCACUGAUCUUCCUUGAUAGCAUUACAUUGAGGUCAAAAUACCAAGGGACAUUGUUAGCUGCAACCGCUGCAGAUGCAGACGAUGGUGUAUUUCCCGUAGCCUUUGCCAUUGUUGAUGAUGCCGAAUCUGAUGAUGGCUGGCAUUGGUUCUUACUUCAACUUAAAUCGGUGCUGUCAACGUCUUGUCCCAUAACAUUUGUAGCAGACAGAGAGAAGGGGCUGAAAACUUCAAUUGGUGAGAUAUUUGAAGGUUCUUUUCAUGCAUACUGUCUACAAUACUUGACUGAGCAACUUUUUAGAGACUUGAAAGGGCAGUUUUCUCAGGAGGUAAAGCGACUGAUGAUUGAGGAUUUAUAUGCUGCUGCUUAUGCAACAAAGCCAGAAGGCUUUCAAAACUGUAUGGAGAGCAUUAAAAAGAUUUCUGCAGAAGCCUACGAUUGGAUUAUACAAAGUGAACCCCAGAACUGGGCAAAUUCAUUUUUUCAGGGUACUAGGUAUAACCACAUGACAUCAAACUUUGGCGAGCUGUUCUAUAGUUGGGCAGCAGAUGCAGAUGAGCUGCCAAUAACACAGAUGGUUGAUGCAAUUAGGGGUAAGAUUAUGGAGUUGAUUGUUUCCAGAAAGGCAAUAUCUGAUCAGUGGGAGACUAAGUUGAGUCCAUCCAUGGAGGAGAAGCUUAAAAGGGAAAACCAGAAAACAAAUUCACUUCAAGUUUUACAAUCAACCUGUAGCACAUAUGAGGUUUGUGGUGACAUAACUGAGGUGGUUGAUAUUGACCGGUGGGAAUGUAGUUGCAAAGCCUGGCAGCUGAUGGGUGUGCCUUGCUGCCAUGCCAUUGCCGUCAUUGUAGGCAUUGGCCAGAGUGUUUAUGAUUAUUGCUCCAGAUACUGUACAACUGAGAGCUACAGGUUGACUUACUCAGAGGCUGUACUUCCAAUUUCAGGCACAGAUUUGAUGGAUGUGUCUGCGUCAAAAGAUACUCAGCUUGUGGUAACAGUAACACCUCCUCCCACCAAAAGACCACCUGGUCGGCCAGCUACAAAGCGAUUUGGAUCUCAAGAAGUAGUCAAGCGCCAUCUACAUUGCAGCCGAUGCAAGGGACUAGGGCACAACAAGUCUACUUGCAAGGAGUAAUUACAAUGCCAGUUUGAGCCAAUGAUUGGUGAAACAGAGAAUUAUGUGUACAACGUAUCUAACUGCUCUUCUGAAGGAAAUGGAAGAAAAUAAAUUAGAAUUACUAUAGUUUUAGUUGUACAAUAUGCAUGGUAGUUCUAUGGUAUUGUUAGCCUAAAUUUAUGAGGUAAGCACUUCUAGUUAUGCUUGGAAUCUAGAAGAGUUUGAUUCUCCCUGUUAGAAAUCUCUCCUUAGUGCGGAAAUGUAUGGCAGACAUAAAAUUAGCGAAGGACCACUCUGUCUGUCACCUGUUUUAUAUAGGUCCACAUCACAUCACAUGGAACCAUCCUAGCUUCAACCGAUAUAUUCCGCUUCCACAUUUGCAACUAGAUUGUAAAUAUAAGGUUUAACUAACAUUUUGGUCUGCUAAAAUUUUAUGAUUCUUUUGUCUAGUCUCCUGUUUUUAUUUUUUCAAAUGCAUUUUUUGUAAUAUAUUUUUUCUUCGGCAAAUGGUUUUUUAC
This is a messenger RNA of Abrus precatorius (Indian licorice), 2949 nucleotides long. RefSeq lists its product as uncharacterized. NCBI's taxonomy places the organism in Eukaryota, Viridiplantae, Streptophyta, Magnoliopsida, Fabales, Fabaceae. The transcript has 4 exons. Gene Ontology annotation, molecular function: zinc ion binding; protein binding. The record is from RefSeq and is a predicted model, not a curated record. The coding region runs from base 215 to 2449 and encodes 744 amino acids.